This is a messenger RNA of Nerophis lumbriciformis (worm pipefish), 3747 nucleotides long. RefSeq names its product KN motif and ankyrin repeat domains 2 (gene kank2). Gene Ontology annotation, biological process: negative regulation of vitamin D receptor signaling pathway; negative regulation of transcription by RNA polymerase II; negative regulation of G1/S transition of mitotic cell cycle. Gene Ontology annotation, molecular function: protein binding. Gene Ontology annotation, cellular component: cytoplasm. NCBI's taxonomy places the organism in Eukaryota, Metazoa, Chordata, Actinopteri, Syngnathiformes, Syngnathidae. The record is from RefSeq and is a predicted model, not a curated record.
GCCUGUGAGCAUCCUGGCUGCAGUGUUUGUGUCCCUCAUUGAGCUCCAAGACGAGGCGGCUGAAAGGAUUUCCAAAAAAGGGGAGGGCGGCAGGUGCGACCUAAGAAGAGCCAGGCAAGGAAGGGAGUUCACGGAGACCGGCGCCGAGCAGGCCCCAGUCGCCGCCGUAUGGUGAGAGUCAGCAGGUGACCUGAAAUGGCCCAGGUGCUGCACAUGGACCCUGGCUUCCCAGGGAAACUCAGCUCGCCGGCGCCCGCGUCUUUGCACGGCAAGGAGCAGGAGGCGCCCUACUCCGUGGAGACCCCCUACGGCUACCGUCUGGACCUGGACUUCCUCAAGUAUGUCAACGACAUAGAGAAGGGCAACACCAUCAAGAAGGUGCCGAUCCAACGGCGUCCGCGCUACGGCUCGCUGCCCCGCGGCAGCUAUGGCUACACGGGCUCCUGGUGGACCUCCACGGAGUCUCUGUGCUCCAAUGCCAGCAUGGACAGUCGCCACUCCUCCUACUCCUACUGCGCCCCAGGCUACCACAGCACACAGAGGCCCGGCUUCAGCAGCGCCCGGGUGGAGAAGACCCUGCUGGAUGCACGCAGGAAGCUGGAGGAGGAGAAGGAAGGGCGGAGGUUCUCCAACCUGGGCAGCAUGCACAGCAGCAUGGCGGGCUCCAACACCUCCAUCAGUAGUGCGCACAGCUUCAACCGAGCCCAGGGUGGGGGAGGAACCUUCACUCCCCUGAGCUCUGGCCUCUCCACCCCGGUCACGCCCACCCCGGCCCACCUGCAGCACGUCAGGGAGCAGAUGGCCGCCGCCCUCAGGAAGAUCCGAGACCUGGAGGAGCAGGUGAAGACCAUACCUGUCCUCCAGGUGAAGAUCUCUGUGCUCCAGGAAGAGAAGCGGCAGCUCAGCGUCCAACUGAAGAGUCAGAAGUUUCUGGGCCACACCAUGAGUUUUAAUCGAGGUCGGAGCAGAGGGGAGCUUUACAUCGAUAUCCCGGAAGAAGAGGUGGGCACCGGAGCGAAGGGCGGAGACAAAGCGUCGGGGUUGAUGUCUCCCACCACACCUGAGGGCUCCAAACAAGACUCCGGCUGUGAGAUCGAGGACACGGUCAUCGUGGCCGGAGCCAGACCGGACGCCAAGCGAGAGGUGCGCACCAUCGGGGUGGGACCGGAGGGAGGGAAGGGCAGCCGCCAGGUGGGGGUCGGAGUCCGGGAGGUGGACCUGGGUCUGCUGCCGGAGGCCGAGGCUCUUAAGAACCAAGUGGUCCACCUGGAGGGUCAGCUGAGAAGAAUGAUGGAGCAGAUACAAGCCACCUCCGCCCAGAAGGAGACGGGCCCCCGGGCGGAGACGGCGGUGAUGGCCACCAGCUCGGGCUGGCGGGAGCUGCAGGACGGCAACCUGCAGACCGUGGUCAGCUUCACCCAGCACAGGCAGCAGAGGACUGUGGGGGUCCAGGUCUACACACUGGAGCAGCCCACCCUGCUGGAGGUGGGCUCUCGCAGGCCAGCGCUGAGCUGCAGCCCUCCUUCUGCCGCCAUGGAGGGUCACCAUGGAGGAGCAGCUGAAGGCUACACAGAAGCUGGCGUGGGCUUGCCAGUUGCCGUCAGCUCCAAGCAGGUCCGUGACGUCCUGAAGAGCGAGUUGUCCACCUCGGUGCUCAUAUCCAACCCCGCCAUGACUGCUGGCACAGCUGCCAAUCACACACCUGCUGUGGUGUAUUUCAAAGAGGAGGCCACGCACCUUGACACGAGUGCGGCGACUCUUCAGUGGCAAGAUGGCCACACGACAGCCUCGUCUCCCCAAUCGUCCCUGAGGUCCAUCAUGAAGCGUAAAGCAGAGGGGGAACCUGGCUCGCCAUCCACCAAGAAGAACCUUCAGUUCAUUGGAGUAAACGGAGGCUACGAGUCCACAUCGUCAGAAGAGAGCAGCAGCAGCGACAGCUCGGACCAAGAAAGCGACUCCAGCGAGUAUCAUGAAGCGCGGGAAAAACUACCCGAGUCAGCAGCCCCUGGAUCCUCCCCGCCUCUAGAGGGCAGCACCUGCAGAACAGCAUCCUCCUCGCCACUAGAGGGCAGCACCUGCAGAACAGCAUCCUCCCCGCCUCUAGAGGGCAGCACCUGCAGAACAACAUCCUCCUCGCCACUAGAGGGCAGCACCAGCAGAACAGCAUCCUCCCCGCCUCUAGAGGGCAGCACCAGCAGAACAGGAUCCUCCCCGCCUCUAGAGGGCAGCACCAGCAGAAUAGCAUCCUCCCCGCCUCUAGAGGGCAGCACCUGCAGAACAGCAUCCUCUCCGCCACUAGAGGGCAGCACCAGCAGAACAGGAUCCUCCCCGCCUCUAGAGGGCAGCACAUGCAGAACAGGAUCCUCCCCGCCACUAGAGGGCAGCACAAGCAGAACAGCACCCGUGCAUUACGCCUCUCAGUCGUCAACAAUGGACCAACCUCCACUCUCCCCGGCGACGGCGGCUGCAGCAAGUGCCUCCCAGACUUCCACGCCCUGUGCCAGCCUUGCCCUGGAGGGUCCUGCCUGCCAGGAGAGUGUCACCAAGUUGAGUGCAGAGGUUGCUGGGCAGCAGGUGACAGACAGCAGCAGCCAAUCAGAGUCAGCGUGUGAAAGCGUCCCCGCAGGACAAGUCAGGCUGGAAGUCAGCGAGAGUCUGAUGUCGGCGCUGCACCACCUCCAGGAAGCCCUGGCAGAGCACAAUGCCUUCAGCCAGCAAGGCGCCAGGUUGGCGUACACCAGCGUGCUGCAGGAGUGGCUUCGUGUUUCCUGCCACAAAGCGGCGGACGUGGCGGCAGUCAGAGCCUACAUGGAUGCCUUCGCCGCCGUCUCCCCUCAGCUGCUGCAGUUUGUCAUCAACAUGGCAGACGGCAACGGGAACACGGCGCUGCACUACACCGUCUCACACUCCAACUUCCCUGUGGUCAAACUGCUCCUGGACACCGGUUUGUGUAACGCUGACAGGCAGAACAAGGCGGGCUACACGGCCAUCAUGCUCACCGCUCUGGCUGCCUUCCACUCCGACCGCGACCUUCAAACCGUCCUGCAGCUCCUGCGCACGGGCGACGUCAACGCCAAAGCCAGCCAGGCGGGUCAGACAGCGCUGAUGCUGGCGGUCAGCCACGGCAGGGGGGACAUGGUGCGGGCCCUCCUCUCCUGCGGGGCCCAGGUCAACGUCCGCGACGAUGACGGCUCCACCGCGCUGAUGUGCGCCUGCGAGCACGGCCACGUGGACAUUGUGCGGCAGCUACUGUCUGUGCCCGGCUGUGACGCCACGCUUGCUGACAACGACGGCAGCACGGCGCUCUCCAUCGCCUUGGAGGCCAGCCAGAAUGACAUCGCCGUGCUUCUUUAUGCUCACCUCAACUUUGCAAAGCCUCCUUCUCCUGUUUCACCAAAAUCUCCUCUCCUGGCUUCCUCUCUUCCUUCUGCCGGUGAAACUAAAUAGAAGUCCACUGGCCACGACAACUGGCACUAUUUGCUGUUUUUCACAGCACAUCAUUUCUACACGGACUCCAGCAUGAACAACUCAAGUCCAGCAGCACACACUAGCAACAUGAAGUCACAACUGAAGUCCAGCAGCCCACACUAGCAACAUGAAGUCACAACUGAAGUCCAGCAGCACACACUAGCAACAUGAAGUCACAACUGAAGUCCAGCAGCACACACUAGCAACAUGAAGUCACAACUGAAGUCCAGCAGCACACACUAGCAACAUGAAGUCACAACUCAAGUCCAGCAGCACACA